UUCAGGAAGUUUUCUCUGAACGAGACUUUUAGGAGCUCUUCUUUCUCCUUCCUUCUUCGCUAGAAAGGCAAGAUAAUCCUCUGAGAACGAGAGGGAGAGGAGAAGGGAGGGUUAGGGAUCAAGGUUUUCAAGUCAUGGCUCUCUUCUUCCCAGUUUCAUCUUAGUAAAUUCAUCAUUUUGAUUUGUUCUACUCUCCAUUUGCUUCAUGGCGGAUCAUGCAAAUCCUUCUCCUCUCCUUGCUCCUACUCCCGUCGCUGAACCAAGCGAGAUCGACCUUGAAGCAGGACCUGGAGAGCAAAUCCAGUGCAGAAUUUGUCUUGAAACCGAUGGUAGGGAUUUUAUUGCUCCUUGCAAGUGCAAAGGAACUUCGAAAUAUGUUCACCGCGCAUGUUUGGAUCACUGGAGAGCUGUUAGGGAAGGGUUUGCAUUUGCUCAUUGCACAACCUGCAAGGCCCCUUACCACUUGAGAGUGCAUGUACUUGCGGAUAGGAAAUGGCGAACUUUGAAGUUCCGCUUCUUUGUAACUAGAGAUAUAAUAUUUAUCUUUCUGGCUGUUCAACUUGUAAUUUCUUCCUUGGCAUAUUUGGUGUACUUAAUUGAUGGUUACCAGCAAUUUUGGCUUCGUCUGGCUUGGGGUUUUGACAGCCAACUUAGUUUCUACUACAUUUGUGGAGCUCUGCUGUUUUUUGCUUUGCUGGGAUUGUCGGGGUGCUUCAUUACUUGUUAUGAUCGAAGAGUACGUAAUGAUCUAGCUCAGCCAUGCCGAGAAUUAUGUCUUUGUUGCUGCCAGCCAGGAAUGUGUGCAGACUGCCAUUUACCUGGCACGCUUUGUAUGUGGACAGACUGUACCACAUGUUUUGAAAGUUGUGCAAGUACGGCAGGUGAAUGUGGUGGUUGCUUGGGUGGCGCUGGUGAAGCAGGGUUGCCAUUACUAUUUAUCAUGGGUUUAAUUGUACUUGGACUUUUCACUGUUAUUGGCAUAUUCUACAGCGUACUUGUGGCUACAAUGGUUGGGCAAAGGAUUUGGCAGCGUCACUAUCACAUACUUGCAAAAAGAAUGCUAACAAAAGAGUAUGUUGUGGAGGAUGUUGAUGGUGAGACGAUAGAUUCCAACUGGUCUCCUCCACCCCUCCCACCUGAGCAUGUUCAGCAGUUGAAGACACUCGGUCUCCUGUAAUUUGGCUUUCUUCAUUCAUCAGAGGAAAACAACAUUUAGCGAUGAACUUUCUGUCUUCUGUGGUCAGUCAGUCCUGCAUUUAAGAAUUAUGCACAACUACGCUAAUGAAUGGCUUUGUAAAUGGUGUUUCUUGGAAGUAUGUGAUGCCUUUUAUGUUGUUGAAUGGCUGUUGUCAACUUAUCACCGUGUAUGCCUGAAAUGUAGCUUGGCUUACUAUUUCCUUUUACUGAUCAUUGUAAAGGAUGAAAUCACAAUGUCAACCCUCAUAACUAGCAACAACUUGUUACUAAAUCUAAUUUGUAGGGUUUGGCAA
Macadamia integrifolia is the source of this 1490-nucleotide messenger RNA. RefSeq lists its product as uncharacterized. Gene Ontology annotation, molecular function: zinc ion binding. The transcript has 7 exons. Bases 206 to 1177 code for a protein of 323 amino acids. The record is from RefSeq and is a predicted model, not a curated record. NCBI's taxonomy places the organism in Eukaryota, Viridiplantae, Streptophyta, Magnoliopsida, Proteales, Proteaceae.